GUUGUGAUACUACGUAGUAAGAACAACAACAAAACAGAUAAAACGUUAAAGCACAGAUUUUGAUUUUGUUCUCUUUUUGUCUUUUAUUGUAAAAUUAGUUUUUAGAAUGAAUUCACUUCCUGAUGAAAUGCUGGAAAAUGUUCUGGCCAAUGUAAAUGUUUUAGAUCUUUUCAAAUCCUGUGUGUUUGUUUGCAAGAAAUGGUACAAAAUUAUCUGCAAUGAAAAGUUUGUUAGAUGGAAAAAAUUAUAUGCCCUAUACUCAAUGCAUAAUAGUAAAAAUUUAAAAGCAGCUCUGAAUGAUAUUUGCAUCAGUCAUAAUAUAACUGGAAAAGAAAACUGCCUCAUAGGCCUGAUAAAUUACCUUUCAGAGUCUCGUGAUACCCAAUGUCGUACCAUGAGGUACCUCCGGUGCCAUCCUCUCUUCAGUUUAGCAGAAAAACUAAUAAUAGAGCAAGGGCAACAGUUGUCAGUUUGGAGAGUAACCAUAUUGAUAUGUAUAAUUGCCAGGGAUGCGUGGGAAGUGUACAGCUUACUAAAUCUUUUAACUCACGCAAGAAGUGAUUGCACCAUAAUGGAAGCAACUGAAAAACUGUACCGUGUGUGCACCUUCUUCCUCUACUUCACAAGAGAAUUUCAAAUUCCAGCAAAAUUGCAUUACAAUUUGCGGUAUGCUCUCAACCUAUUUGAAACUGACUGGAGUUCCCCUAGCGAGGGAAAUCAGUCUGUCCCCGGUUUAACUCCCGAACAAUCACGGAUUGUGAAUCAUCGAAUAGAAAGAAACCAUUUGAUCAAGAUUGUUGCAUUUGCUGGCAGUGGGAAGACGACUACCCUUCUACGACUUACAGAACGUGUCAACAAAGAGAACCCCCAUUUUAGGUUUUUGUUAGUAGUGUACAAUCGUGCAGUAUCCGAUGAAGCUAGCGGGAAAUUUCCAAACAACGUCGUUUGCAGAACCAUUCACCAGUUGGCAUAUCGCCAUACCGUUGGUCAAGGCCUAUUGAAAAAAAAAGCAACGGGCAACAUCUACCCAACAAGUUUGAUUGACAGUGGGAUACUUAAAGAUCGGCGUGGCAUGAGAAGAUAUCAACGAGAAAAAUUGGUUAUUGAUACUCUUCAUCGCUUCUGGGGAUCAGCCGAUGAUUCAAUAACAGUUGAUCACACGCCUAUAAAAGUAAUCAACAAUGUGUUAUCGCAAGAUAGCCCAAUCGACCAGCCAGUCAGGGAAAAGAUUCUUUCCGUUGAAGAACGCAAAAUGUUAGCCGCGGAUGCCAAAAAGGUGUGGUCUGUCUUAAAAAACCCAAACGAUGACAGAUUGAAAUUGCCCUGCGAUGCCUAUCUCAAAAUUUGGCAGUUGCAGAAACCAAAUUUAUUUGAAAGUGAAGAAGUCGAUUGUGUGAUGGUAGACGAGGGGCAAGAUUUGAAUGGAGCCAUGCUAGAUAUUUUUCUACGUCAUCCUGGCCCUCGGAUUAUCGUCGGUGAUCCACACCAGCAAAUCUACCGUUGGCGGUAUGCCGUGAACGCGUUGAAUAAAGUUCCUGCCACCCACACAUUUUACUUAACGCAGUCUUUUCGAUUCGGACCGGAAAUUGGUUUUAUGGCCAAUUCGUGCUUAAGUGUCUUGAAUAAUGUCAACGACAAGUGCUUGGUGGGCAUAAAUGUUCGGGAUAGGUUAAACAGUGCCACCCAUCCAUUGGAUGUGGCACUCAGAAGUGGUAGGCAGUUUUGCUUCCUUGCUAGAACCAACUUGACCCUUUUCAAAAAAGCGGUUCAAGUUCUGGGCUAUGACACCAUCGGUAAUUCUCAGACACCAAAACCGAAAAUCGCGUUUGCAGGGGGAUUAAAAGCUAUGAAUUUGGAUCUGUUGCUUGACGUUAAUCAUCUACGACAAGGAGCGCUUGACAAAAUUGUAAGCCCAUUUCUUCGCAACCGUCGAUUGUUUGGCAACUUUUCAGCCUUUAUUAAAUACGUAGAAACAACAAUGGACAUGGAAUGGGGGGCCAGAAUUGCCCAAGUGAAUUGGUCAGGAAGCAACACAGAGAAAUAUGUCGAAGCCAUCAGAAGCGCUAACGUCCACAUUUCCGAAGCAGAUGUAGUCUUUUCUACUGCACACAAGUCCAAAGGAAUGGAAUGGGACACGGUUGCGUUAUUGGACGACUUUGUUCCAACCCUUGUUUCUGCUAGAGUCACGGAAGAGCAGCAGGAGGAGCGUAAUUUACUGUACGUGGCUGUUACGCGAGCCAAACGCAACCUUGUUAUCAACCCUGCCUGCUAUUACACUCUGUUGGCAGUUGGCGAUCGUCAAGAAAGCAUAGUUGAUACAAACACUUACAUCGACAUUCAUGGUCCGUCUCCUACUUGUGCUCGUUGCCAUCAAAUCCUGCCUGGACGGUGUAAGGCAAGAUCAGCCUCGUUCUGUUCAACUCGUCUGGUACUGAUGACGAUAAGGAGUCAGCCAUUAUUUGCCGCUACUGCAGGCAUUUUAUGUGCUGCAUGUGCUGGGCUACAUUGUUACAUGUUCCAAAGGUACGAGUGUUAUGCCCAUGAAUUGCCCCAACUCCGGGUUAGGGAAGACAGAGGACAUCUAACCUUUCGCUUCUUGGUAGGCCCGUCGGCUGACGAAAAGCAUUUAGCAGAAACUUAUUAUGAAGAGCAGCAUGCUUUGAUGAAUGAUGGCUUCAUCAAUGCAGGACGUUUGUUGCCAGGUCCGCCUGUUGUGGUGAAUAAUAACAAUGUUUUACAACAGGUACACCAAGUUGCAGUCAUAAACGAUGUGAUUGACAACGAUUUGGUGCAUCUCGUACCACCAAACUUGAACCACCAAGAUCUGGAUGUGAAUGCAUUUCCCGAUGACGACGACAUGUUCCUGGAAGUUGAAGAGGAGCAUUUACCGCAACCGGAGAUCCCAGACGAGGACGAUGCUCAUCGGGAUUUAUUGAUUCAUCGACUUUCCCAAUAAAUUGCAGCGUUUUUGUGGAUUUAACAUCAAAUUUUUACGGUUGCCACAUCAACACUUAGUCAUGGGUGAACGUAGGGAUUCUUCAAUGAACUUGCGAAAAAAUAUUAUUUAUUUUCUGCCAUGACUCCCACAGGGCCGAUUUUUACAGUGUUUUUCACACCCUCAGUUAUAAUUUUGUUUGAUUGCUAAUCGAUACGCUUGCAGUAGCUGUUCCAUUACGCUCAAACUGCAACAGCUGACGCGGUGAAAGAUCAGCCUUCCAGCUGUACGGUCUUCUUCAUCACAUUUGCAGUUGUCUAGAAAUAGGAACUUGGACGGUGAACCAGAAGUCAUGCACAUAAAUCCUAGAGCUCCUUCUUAUUUUGCUUUCGUCAUUCCCCGUUCUUCACUCUUUCUCAGGUUUGUAGACUCUUUAUUUUGUGUUAUUGUAUCGAAAUGCGCCAAAGACAGCGUCCAAAGCUACUGAUUGAUUGGAAGGGGGUUGUUGUUCUGGCACUGAUCUGGACUUCAGCUCAGAGCAAUUGGCAUCGCGUUCCCGCCUCCUUUCGCUUUCUCUCCCCCUCGGAGCCAAGUUUUUUUUUUCCCCAUCUGUGCUGGCCAAGACGUUUACAAACUGCGUGGUCAUCUCUACAGGAAGGAAUCACGCGCGACGGUGUACAAAUAAAACAGAAGAUUAGUUGUGGCGCUCGAAUUAACUAGGAAUCAACCAUACGAAACCAGGCUAAGGGCUCGGCCAUUUUUAAUGAGCUAAAAACACAGUCUUAAUGACAUGUCUUCUGCUCAGUGUAUCAAAUGAUAUCGCGCAAGAGAGGGCUGCUGAUACUCGGAAAGCCAUUUCGAUUUGUUUGUCGUCUACACAACCUUAAAUGUGGGGACAUGUACCAACUUAACCGACACGUAAAAACUGUGUCUCUUCGUCAUUGUAAGCGGAAGCGUGAUCCCACCGGAUAAAGGCACGGCUUCCAGGAAAACGACUCUACCAGCGGAAGGGAUUUUUGUGUGUUAUUCAAGAAAUCUUCCUCGGUUUUUCCCUCGUCGCGUCGCACGGAUUUUGAACGGUGUGUUAAAUACUGUGAGCCGUUUCGGGAGUCGGCGAAGGAGAAGGCGUCUUGUACAAAUAAAUCAGACUGAGUGAAUAAGCAAUCGGCUUAAGUACACAUGUGCAUGCAGUUACUUACAAUAGCGUCCCCCCCCGGCCCCUUAAAAUCGGUAUUGUACCUAUCGUCAAAACGAUCCAGCUGUACCGGAAAAAUUGCGGAGGAAGUCAGGGGCAAUGUACGACGUAAAGCUGGGCCGUCUACCCAUGCGUUAUUGAUUUCUGAAAAUAGGCAAAUGCGUUGCUGAAUAGGAAAAAGGGAUUGCUAUUGGAUGGCAAACUUUACCUUGGGAGGCAUGGAUACAUGACCAUAUGACAUACGUGUUCGUAAGUGAUUGAUUCAUCCCGUAUUCCGCCAUUGGAUGGGAUUGGUUUUGUUAUCCGAAUUGCUAUUGAAGACACACAGUACACGAACUGAAAAGGGAAAUCCCAGAUGCUUCGGUAGUCGCGCCAUUAGUCGAUUAAAUUGAAUUGGAUUAUGUCGGAGAAAUAUAGUUUGUUAUUGUUGUAUGAUCAAAA
Molecule: messenger RNA, 4571 nt
Organism: Daphnia magna
Lineage: Eukaryota; Metazoa; Arthropoda; Branchiopoda; Diplostraca; Daphniidae
Product: F-box DNA helicase 1
Exons: 19
Coding region: 107-2956 (949 amino acids)
Biological process (GO): double-strand break repair via homologous recombination; replication fork processing
Cellular component (GO): nucleus
Molecular function (GO): hydrolase activity; 3'-5' DNA helicase activity; ATP binding
Source: RefSeq, a predicted model, not a curated record